This is a messenger RNA of Glossina fuscipes, 2489 nucleotides long. RefSeq names its product RING finger protein B. NCBI's taxonomy places the organism in Eukaryota, Metazoa, Arthropoda, Insecta, Diptera, Glossinidae. The transcript is spliced from 4 exons. Gene Ontology annotation, molecular function: ubiquitin protein ligase activity. Gene Ontology annotation, biological process: proteasome-mediated ubiquitin-dependent protein catabolic process; negative regulation of extrinsic apoptotic signaling pathway via death domain receptors; protein K48-linked ubiquitination. The record is from RefSeq and is a predicted model, not a curated record. Bases 218 to 2197 code for a protein of 659 amino acids. Gene Ontology annotation, cellular component: plasma membrane; cytoplasm.
UUCUCAUUUGCACAUAUUUUUUGCUUUGCAAAUAUUGCUCAUAGCAAAAAAGAAACAAAAAAAAGCAAUCAAUACCAGUAAAUCUUUAUCAGUUUUUCUUGAUAAAAAAUCUGUUCAAAACAAUGAGUGAAUUGUCUUUGGAUGUUUAUAUUACGUUCGAAUAAGAGUGAAUCAUUGAUUUGUUUAACUACAUAUUUAAGCGAGCUAACCAAUAAUAAUGCCCUGCGAGGAUUGUCAUUGUCAAUUCUCCGUGUUUCGUCGGAAAAGGAGUUGUGGAAAAUGCAAACGUUACUUUUGCAGCGAUUGCUUAAAAGGAUCGCGUAAAAUACCUAUAUGUGAGAUAUGUCAGUUGUUUUCUAAACGUCCUUUAUUACGCUCCGAUUUGAUGGAUAUGAAAUCGAAAGAUUUGAUUUUCUAUCUGCAAUCGAAACACAUUUCAACGGCUGGAUGUGUGGAGAAGGAAGAUCUGAUUGGUCUGGUUUUACAACAUGUACAAGUAACGGACAGUUCAAGUUCCAGUAGCAGUCAAAGUAGUCCCCAUCAUAAAGGGCAAACGCACAGGAGUGAAAGUUUUACUACACCGUUCGAGGGUAUAAAACAAUCGUGCCAAAAUUUUUUUACUAAUUUAAGCGAAAAUAUUAGUGAUUCUUUGUCUUCGUUUGAUACAAACAAAGCGUCGGCGAAGCCUUCAUGCGAGGAUGCGUUGCAUACCCAGCAGCCACGUAUAACGAUAAGAGAAUUGCCUACUUACGCCGCCAGUCAGAGUCGUCUCCCGGCCAUAAAUGAUGAUAAUCGAUCUAUACUUAGUCAUAAUCAAAACUUGAGCAGUGCUGGUAUAUUAGAUGACAACUUGAAUAAUAAUAAUAGCGGUACGCAUUCUUUGGAGGCAAUGACCCAAUUAAGCGUUAAUCUACCACAGUGUGUUAAUCACAAAGACGAAUGCGACUGCUCGGAUGAUGAACUAAUAAAUACCUUUAAUGAACGUUCUAGAUCGGUGGAAGACGCUUCACAUUUACCUAACAUCAAUGAAGCAGAUCAAUUUGUUACAGCUUCCACAAGUACGGGUGGCGUUUCCAGUAAGUUCACCUCUCAAAGCUCAAAGUUAGAAACUCUGGAGCAUGAUGAGGUUGCAGUUCAAGACGAUAAUAAUGAUCGGGACGAAGAUGAAUCUCUGCAAUCGUCAUUUGAAGAACUGGGUGCCAUAGGCGGCAUUACGGAUGAUAGUAAAACUACUACAGACACCAACAGCAACAACACUGACCAAUGGCAAAUACUUGACUUACAUAUACAAGCUCAGGUAACUGUGGAGGGGGAGCAUACCGUUAAUGUAAAUAAAGAAGCAAAUUUAGAAACUAAACAACCGCAAAUACCUUUACGUACCAAAAAAGCAUCCCGGCGACGUUCUGAAAGUUAUAUUAAUCGUCAAAGGUCCAAUAAUUUAAGCGAAGAUGAGGAUGAAUUGCAGCAAGUAAAUGAACCUCGAGUGGACGGUGAACUAACAACAGCUGCAUCAAACAGAACGAAAGCGCUUAAAUCAUGCCUACGCUGCGGCAAAAAUAAAGCAAACAUACGUCAACAGGUAGAGAAAAUGCGUCGACACUUAGAAAGUUCACAAAUGUCUGAAAGUGAUAUUAAACAAGAAUUGCAAGAUUUCUUGGCCUAUUUAGAGCAACGUACCAAAUCAAUAGAAUAUUCAGAUUCGGAGAACGGUGUUUGCGGUAGUUCAAUACAAAAUGCUGUGCACACAACACGUCAAGAGGUAGAGGGGGAAGUAAGAUUUGCCGAAUUAAACGAAGAUGAAGGUAUAAAUGUAUACGCAACGAGCAGUGAUAUAAAUGAAAAGAUGACUCGCUUUGCUAACUUAGAAGCCUAUCAAACAAUACAAGAAUUGGAAUGCUUAAGUGUCAAACAACUUAAGGAAAUUUUAAUGGUUAAUCGAGUUGACUUUAAAGGUUGUUGUGAAAAGCAAGAGCUAUUGGAACGUGUUGAACGACUUUGGAAGGAUCUAAAAGCUACACCAGCUGUGGAGAAACUACCUUCCGAUGAAUUAUGCAAAAUAUGUAUGGAUGCUCCUAUAGAAUGUGUGAUUUUGGAAUGCGGUCAUAUGGCUACUUGCACCAAUUGUGGUAAAGUUUUAUGCGAAUGCCCCAUAUGUCGACAAUACAUUGUACGUGUUGUACGUUUUUUCCGGGCCUAAUUAUUUAAAAAAAAAAAAAACAGCAAACGCGCUAUUCUUUGAAAAAGUUUAAAUAUUGAAGAUUGUUUAUUUUUUAGUGUAGGAUCUAUUAAAGUUUCACUAUUAAUAAUAUAUUAAAAUUAGUCUGAACUCUGUUACUUUUUAGUCACCGUUUGAAAAUUUACUUGUGGGGAAGAAAAUAGCAGAAUAUAUAUUUAUUUUUGUUUUGUUAAUGGUGUACAACAGUGAUAAUAUUCGUUAAUUUAAUUAAUACACAAUUAACAUUCCUUUAAGUCUAAAAUAAAAACCUAUA